CCAUGGUGAUAACUAGUCGAAGCACUUACUAUGUUAUUGCCGGUGUUACUGUCUCGAAAUAUGUGAAAUCUCAACCCAAAAUCGCUAAUAUGGGCCUUUUGAUUUUAAAAUUUUAGUAGUUAUUUCACCCAGACCCACGAAGAAACACAUCGGCAUGGAUCUUUGUGGUGAAACUUUGACUCCGAACGUAUUCACUGUUGUCAUGACAACGUAAAUGCUACAAAAAUUGUGUUACAAAUACUCGUACACGAAAAAGCAAAAGUGACAUUCGAAGGUUUAUAAAGAAUGGCAAAAAACUUUAGCGCAAAUCAGUAUGAAAACGCAUUUGCCGGAAAGCGUCUGCAGAACUGGGAAAUUCCAGCAAAGUUCAAAGAGCGACCUUCUCCGCUCAAUGGUUACACCAAACUUAUUGCUGACGAUAGAGGUCAUCUUAUUGACGGUAUUAAGCGCUCUAAAAAAUGUCCAUGGGGUGGAUUUAGUGGCACUUGGGACUCGAGAGAUGACAAAAAUAAACGCAUUCAGAAAACAGAAAAACACGAAACGUUGCCAAUUGAAAGCAAAGCUGAUAUCUUAACCAUAAAAUCACCUCAUCCAGCUAAUGAAGACAAUAGUAAUGAUAAACUAUUAUCACCAGCUCCUCAAAUAUUUGAUGAAAAGAACAUUGGAAUAUCAAAACACAUUGAAGAAACAAGUAAAAAUGAAAAAAAUGAAGAAAAUGAUGAACAAAGUUCCCUGCCAAUUCCCAAAACUUCUGAACAAAUCCCUAGUCCCAUUGAAUGAAAAGAUGAAUUAUAACCCAAACAAAUUAAAAAGGAUCAGAUAACAUGCUGUGAAGAGAUUAUAAAUUAUUCAAUACACAUUGAAUGCAAUAUACAUAAUUAUGUUCACCUUUUUUCUUUAAUUGAACUUGUAAAAGCUUCCAAUAGAGGUUGUUUAAAACAUUUGUCACCCAUCAAGUUGAUUGGUUUUAAGUAACAGCAA
This is a messenger RNA of Xenia sp. Carnegie-2017, 981 nucleotides long. RefSeq names its product protein Flattop homolog. The record is from RefSeq and is a predicted model, not a curated record. Gene Ontology annotation, biological process: cilium organization. Lineage: Eukaryota; Metazoa; Cnidaria; Anthozoa; Malacalcyonacea; Xeniidae. Bases 286 to 780 code for a protein of 164 amino acids. Gene Ontology annotation, cellular component: ciliary basal body. The transcript has 3 exons.